GUCUAAUUUUUAUUAUCAAACGUGAUGAUUACAAUAUUACAAGAAAAUAUUUGUUUAAAAACAAUUGUUUUAUUUGAAAAUUUAUAAUGUCAUCAUUGUCAAUGUAUUUUUGACAAUGUUCAUCAAGUGUUGAAUAAUAAUGUUGACAAUAAUUGCCAAUUUUUUGUGAUACCGGUGUACAAACAAUAACAUUCCUUUGUGUCUCAUAAAUAAUUUUAAAAACUAAAAAAAAAACUGACAAUUUAUUAAUAAUAAAAAACAACAACAAUGACGAAUCAUUCUCAACAUAUAUUAUUUUGUCUAAACAAAGCUAAAUCUACAAAAAUAACAGAAAAAAAAGAAGGAGUCCAAGAAUUACGAGGAAUAUUUGACAAUAAAUCUGUUGUUGAUGAAAUAACAAAAAAUUCAGAAAAUCGAAAUGACAUUACUUGGAAUAAAAUGCUUAGUUAUUGUCACACAAUUCUCAUUGAUGAUAUAUGCCAGCCAGCAUCAAGAAGUAAAAAAAUAGCAAUGGAACUUCAUGGUGAACUAAGUUGGUUCAUCAGUGAAACAGUUAAAUUAGCAAGUACCCAAAAAAUUGUUUAUCUUAAAAUAGAAGAUUUAAUGACAUUUAUAAUUCAAGUAUUAAGUGAUGAUAUUUAUGAUUUAUGUUAUCCACUUUAUAUGGAUAUACUUGUAAAUACAGUAUUGGCAAAUCGUCUUUAUAGAAAUAAUUUGAGCCUAGAACACUGGCAAGAGCUCAUAAAAAUAUAUAAAAAUUUAUAUAUUAAAAAAGAUUUAACAGAUAAACCAAUGAUACUAUCAGUAUUACGUAAAAUUAUACAAUAUGGUUGUCGUCAAACAAAUCUUGUUGCUCAUGUUAAUAAUAUAUUGCCAUUUUUAAAAAUUGUAUUUAAUGAAGCUGAACGUUAUCCAAAAAUACUUGAAGACAAUGCAUAUGAAUUGGCUGUUGUUGUAUUUCAAGAAAUAAGUACUGAAUGUCGUCAAUCACUUUGUAAAUUUAGUGAAACAUUUCCAACGUCAUUAAUAACAUCAUCAAAUAACUCAAAAUCAAAAACAAAACUAUUACUUUAUUUUGUUAUUUUACAUCAUCCAAAUGGUGCACAAGUAGAUGAUAAAUUUUUUUAUACUGAUGAUAUUGAUAAUUGGAAAAAAAUAAUAUUUACAAUACGUAAUUUUAUAUUAAAAGAAAAAAAAAAUUCAUUAUUAUCAUCAAGUUUUAUAUCACUUGGUGUUGAAAUAUUUAAACAAAUAUUAUCUGAACAAUUAAUAAAUAAUGAUUCACAAAUUGAUAAUGAUAUUGAUAUGUCACAAAAAGCUAAAAGACGUAGAGUAUCAUUAAAUUUUCAAACACCAAUUGAUUUAUUAAAUUAUGAAUAUGAUAUUAAAUAUCGUUUACCAAUUGUACAAAUAUUAACAUCAAUGUUUGUUAAAUAUCCACAUGUGUUAAAAGAUAAUUAUCUGCCAAAUUUAUUAAAAAUAAUAUAUGAAAUGUUUAUUGAAUCAAUUAAAAAUGAAGAUAUGAUUAAUAGUCUUUGUCAGCUUUCUUCAAUAAUCAUUAACAUUGAAAAUAAAUAUUUUAAUAAAUCAAUUAAUUACACAGUUAAUUGUCAAUAUUGGAAUAAAAUAUGGGAUGUGCUAUUAAAAAUACUUGGUAUGAAUCAAAAUGAAAUUGAAGCACAUAAAUUAUUACAAUAUUUAAUUGAAUUUAAAGGUGUACAAAAUUUAAAUGCAUUUGUUAAUUUAUAUUUUACAAAUUCAAUUAGAUGGUUACCAUCAAGUAUUCGUACGUUAUUGAUACUCGUUGAAAAUUUUACAAUAACAGAAAAUAUUGAGACAAGUAAUCACUCUGAUGAAUCAGAUAAAAAACGUAUAUUAAAAUGGAUAUUACAUGGUAGUAAUAAAGAAAUUAUUGAUAAACAAACAAUAAAUAAUAUAUGUGAUAUUGUCAUUGGUUUGAUACAUAAAAUUUAUACAAAAAAAAGUGAUAAAAAUGAUGAUAAACUGUAUGAAAAACAUCAUGAAUUUUCACAUUUAAAUGACAAUGAAAUAAAAAGUGUUUGUGUUAUUGAAAAAUGUGCAUUAUCACAAUGUUUUUCAUCAAAUUUAUUUAUAAAAAAUACAAAUACCGUUAAUGAUGAAGAUAAAAAAUCAUUAUCAACAUUAACAGAUGAAAAUUUGGAUUAUGUUAUUGAUAUUUUACAUAAAUUAAUUGAUUUUAAAAAUAAUCCAAUUGAUGAUAAAGUAUUGGCAAUAUAUAAGCUAACAAUAUUUGCAAAAUUUACAUCAAAUUUAAUUGAAUUAAAUAUUGAAAGUGCUAAUGAUAAAAUUGAAAAAUUAAUAAAUUCAUUUGACGUUGCAUUUAAUAAUUUUUGGCAAUUAAUAUUGAAUGAAAAUUCAUUUGACGGUUCAAAUUCAAAUAUUAUAAAUAUUUUAAAAUCAUUAAUUAUACUUUAUGAUAAUAAUUAUCAUGAAUUGAUUGGUGAUAAAUUAUUGUCAUCAUUACCAGGGGAAAUAUUGAGAAUAUUAUUUUCAAUGUUAACAGCUGGACUUCAAAUAGCUGAUGAAUCAAGUGAAUUUCAAUAUAUUGGAAUGAAAUUUUAUGAUAAUAUUUAUGAAUUGCAUGCUUGUUGUUCAUCGAAAGAUAAAAAAUCUCGUAUUUAUCCAAAAGAAAUAUCAGAAAAUACAAUAAUAACAAUACAAAUUCAUCAAUUGUUGAUUAAAAUUUGUACUUUUGAAACGAGUAAUAUCAUAACAACAAGACAAAUUAAAAUUUUAAAUAAUUUAUUGAUUAUUGGAGUUUAUAAGCCAAAUAAAUUUGGUAAUUUAUGGAAUGCACUUGGUCUAUUAAAAGAAAUAAUGAAAUGUAAAAAUACAUUUUUACCAGAAAAUAUUUACACAGAAAUUGAAAUAUUCAUUAAUGAAUUAUUUAAACAAUGGAAAGAUGAUGUAUUUGCAAUUGAAGGUAUACUAAAAAUAUUACCAACAUUCAUUGAUAAAAUAAAUAAAAAUACAGCUAAAAAUAAUGAUGAUAACUUUUUAAAUAUUUUCAACGAAAUUGAUAAUAUUAUAACACGUAAUGAUCUUGGAACAAAAACACAAAUAACAUUUAUAAAAACAAUAUAUAAAACAAUGAAAAUAUAUUCUUCAUCAACUUUAAAAUACAUUGUAUUAAAUUUAAUGAAAAAUUAUUUAACAAGUCAAUUAAAUAUUGUGAGAAUUGAAACUUUGCCAUUGUUACAUUAUUUAUUUUCAUCAGAUACAAUAACAAUUGAUGAAAAAACAAAUUUGUUUAAUAAAAUAUUAGAUAUACUAGAUGUAAUAUUUGAAGUUGAUGAAAAUAUUGAUGAUGAUAGAAUUAAAGAUGAAAAAAUAUCAAGAACUUCAUGUGCUUUUUUAAUGCUUGGUUGUAUAAUAAAUGCAUCUGGUGUAUUUCAAUCAAGAGCAUUAAAUACUCUAAUGACAUUGAAUCAGUUGAAGAUAAAAAAUAAAAAAAUGCUUGUAAAUAUAAUAUCAUCUGUAUUUAAUAAUAAAGAAGAACAGUUGAAUUUAGUUGAAAACAAUCUCUAUCAUAUACUAGAAUCAUGGAUUGAAAAAGAGUUAAAUUUUAAGGAAUUUCCAUGGUACUUAACAAGAUGCCAAAAUGAAAAUGAAUUUUUUUUAAAAUACGCUGGUUUAAUUGUUUUAAUACAAUUGGAAGAUUUAAAUUUCGAAAGUAUUCGUAUACUUUGUGAUAAUUUAUCAAUAAAUUUCGAAAAAGUAAUUGAAGAUAAUUUUCAUUUAAUUCUAAAUUGGCUACUAGCAACAAUGUCAUUAAAAAGCAAUAAACAAAAAAUGAAAUAUGCUGAAGAGCUAUUUAUUCAGCUGAAAAAUAAUACAAAUGAUUUUUUAAAUGUUAAAAUAUUUGGUGAUUUACUUGAUGAUGUAUUUGAUAAAAUAUUAAUUGAUUUAUUUCAACGUUUACAUGAUGAAAAACAUUUCGAAAAUAUAUACUCAAUAAAUAUAUCAUUUCCACAAAUGAUUGUACCAAAUUAUAAAAUUGAUAUUAUUGAACGUUCAAUUCAUUAUUUAACUAAAAUAACAACUGAAAAAAAAUCAUUAAUUGAAUAUCUUGUUAUUGAAAGACCAAAUAUAAUACAGCAAGUAUUUUUAACACUUGUUAAAAAUAUUUAUAAUCAAAAAAUGAUUGAAUAUAAGCUAAAAUCAUUUCAUCAUUAUUCAUAUUUUUGUCAAUUUUUAAUUGACGAAAUAUCAAAUGAUUAUUUUAAUAAUAUUGCAGUGUUUACAUUACGUGAAAUUAUUUAUACACUUAUUCAUUUAAUACAAGAUAAUAUUAAACCAAUAUCUGAAUUAUCUGGUAAAUUGUUAUUAACAAUUCUACAACUAUCAUUACCAUCGAGAUACAAUGAAAUAUCUGAUUUUUUAAAUUUUAUUGUAUCAAGUUUAAUUCCAAUAGCACGUCAAAAUAACAUUAAAGGUAUUAUUAAAAUUUUAAAUUAUUUAAUUGUCCAAUCAAAAGAUUUACUAACUGAUGCAAUACGUAAACUUGAUGCAUUUCCAAAUGAAUUAAUAUUUGAUGAUAUUAAUAAUACAUGGAAUGAAUUAAAAGACAUUGAGGGAAAAAAUCAAAAUUUAAGUGAUAAAAUUCAACAUUUUUUAAAUGUAUUUCAUGAAAAUAAUGUCAAUUGUAGUCUUGAAGGUAUAUUACAUUUGAAAAAUGAAUUAUUAAAUAGAAGAGAUGAAUUAAAAAUUAUGUACAAUGAUCUUGAUAACAUACGUGGAUUUGCUGAAGAUUGUAUAUCAAGUAAAAUUCAUAGAUUAAUUUAUCACUUGAUUAAAUUAACUGAAUCAAGUGAUUUAAAUAUUUCACUUGAAGCAGCACAGUGUCUUGGUAUACUUGGACCAGUUGAUUUAACAACAAUGAUUUUACAUUCUGAAGAAGGACAUGUACAAGAAAAUUUUGAUACAUUAAUUUCAUUGACAUUAAAAAUUAUUAAAAUAUUAUCGCAUUAUUUGGUUGAUAAUUGUCAAGAAUAUCGUGAAAAAAGUGCCAUUGUUCUUUAUGAUAUUUAUCAUUCAUUUUGGGGUAAUGAAUUGUGUCAAAUGCAUCCAAAAAAUUUUUCGAAAUAUGGUGAUGUUAAAGAAAUAAAAUUACUAUUGAGCUAUACUCAUCCAUUUAUACCAUUAAAAAUUGAUAGAAAAAAAUCAAAAAAACCUACAAUACUUGUUGAUAAAUUUAAAAUAGUAUUUAAUGAAAAUAAUGAAUAUUGGAAAGGUGAAAACGAUGAAUCAUAUUCCACAUGGAUUAAAAAUUUAACAUGUCAAAUAUUAAAUUGUUUUAAAGAUUUAUUUUCCAAUUCAUUAAUUGAUUUUUGUAAAUUGAGUCAUGAAAUUUGUGAGACAAUAAUACCAAGAAUAAUAUUUAUAAUAAUUGAGCUGAAUAAUAAUUUAACAAUCGACAUAUGCACAUCAUUAAAUAUAUUUUUUGAAGAAUUUUAUAAUAGUACAUGUACAGCUGAACAAACAAUGUUACUAUCAACAUGUCAAUUAACAAAAAAUAAUAAUUUUAGUCAUGAAUCAGUCAAGUGUAUGCUUAAUAUUGUAAAUUAUUUACGAAUUCAAUCUGGUAAUAAUUAUCAAUCAUUAUUAAAUUAUUUACAUAUAUCAAAAGCAGCACAAUAUUGUUCAGCUUAUUUUACAUCAGUAUUAUAUGCUGAAUUAUCAUCUGAAAUAUUAAAAAAUCAAAUUAAAUAUAUACCAGAUGAUGAUGAUUCCAAAUCAAUAAUUGAUUAUUUAUGUGAAAAAAAACCAAAAGAAGGUAAAUUAUUACAAGAUAUAUUACGUGAGGCAUUUAUUAAAAUUGGUGAUCCAGAUUCAAUACACGGUUGUGGUUCAUCAUAUCUCAAAGAACAAUCAUCAAGAAUUCAACAUUAUAUACAUUUUAAAGAAUGGGAAAAAGUUUUAAUAACACAAGAUGUUGAUUUAAGCUGUGGACAAACAUACUCACGUGGUAUGGCAAAUACACUACAAAAUUUAGGUCUUGAUUAUUUGUUAAAUAAAUUUAUAUCAACUGUUAAAAAAGACAAUGAUAAUAUUGAUGAUUAUAUUUAUAAUACAGCAUGGAGAUUAAGUGAUUGGAGUAUAUUUAAACAAAAUGAAUAUAAUAAUAAAUCUAUUAAAAAUAAUGAUUAUGAUUAUUAUCAUUAUCAAUCAUUAAAAUGUUUAAAUGAUAAAGAUUUAUUUGGUCUUGAUGAUGCUGUUACAAAUGCAAGAAUAAGUGUUAUUAAUUCAUUGAAAAAUACAAGUUUAGAAUGUAGUCAAACAGUUUAUCCAAUAUUAUUAAAAUUAAAAAUGUUACAAGAAAUUCAAGAAUUUGGUAAAUCAUCAGUUGAUGAAUGGAAAACAAUUGUCAAUGAUUUUCGUUUACAAGAUCUUGGUAAUAUCAAUGAUUUUACAUAUAUUGAACCAAUUUUAACACAAAGAAUUGUCAUGUAUAAUAUUAAAAAUAAACUUGAUAUAUCAAAUGACAUUAAAGAUGCAUUUUUCAAUACACAUCUUGAAUUAUCAAUAAUUGGUGAAAAACAAGGAUACUUGCAUAUUGCUGCAAGAACAUUAGAAUUACUUGGAAGACAAGAAAAUUUAUCAAGUGAAAUUAAAGAUAAAUUAAAUUAUCAAGAAGCAUUAUUAUCAUGGAGACGUGGUGAUCAAAAUAUUGCAAAAUAUUUAAUGAAAAAUUUAAUAUGUAAUGAAAGCAUAAAUAUUCGUUUAAAGGCACAAUGUUUAAAAAUAUAUGGUGAUUGGGUUGCUGAAACAAAAUCCGAAACUCAUGAAGAAAUUAUUAAUAAAUAUUAUAAAAAAUCAAUGGAUAUUAUUAAAAAUAUGGAAAUAAAAAAUUCAAAUGAUUGGGAUAAUUUAUAUGAUACAUAUGCAUCAUUAGCAAUAUUUUCCGAUACACAUUAUCAACAAAUAUCUGAAUUUAUGAAAACUCCAAUGUUUAAAAGUCUUCAAAAAACAGCAUUAUUUGCAAGAGAUGAAUCUGAUAAUCCACAAGUUAAUAAUAAAAUUAAAGAUAAAGAUAUUAGACGUGCAUUAUGUACAAAUCAAAUUCAAAAAACAAAUGACAUUGCAGAAUUUGAAAAAAUACAACAAGAACAAUUAAUGUAUUUACAAUUAUCAAUUGAAUAUUAUUUAAUAACACUUGUUAAAUGUGAAAAACACAAUCAUUUGAUAUUUAGAUUAAUAUCAUUAUGGAUUAAAAAUCAUGAAAAUGAAGAUUUAAAUAAUUUAAUUGAUCAAUAUAUUGAUAAUAUAAGUACACAUAAAUUUAUAUCACUAUUACCACAGCUAUCACCACAUAUAAGUUUAGAAUCAAACAACUUUACAAUUAAAAUUAAUUCAUUAUUAAAACGUUGUGCAUUAGAACAUCCACAUCAUGUAUUACCAGUACUUUUAUGUCUUGGUAAUCGUGAUAAAGAUAAAUUAUAUCAAGAUCCAUCAAUAGCUAAAAAAUCACAAGUACCAGAUAAAUGUGUACGUGGUGCUUUAACACUUGUAAAUGAUCUUAAAAAAACAAAUAUAAAUUUAAUGAUUAAUGAAUACAAUGAAAUAAUGAAUGCUUUAAUUGAACUUGCAUAUUAUCAAUUUGAUCCGAAAAAAAGUCAAACACGUAUACCAUUGAAAUUUAAAAUACAUAAAAUACGUAGUUAUGAAAAUAGUAUGGUACCAACAAUGACACUUGAUGUUAAUCCAAAUGGUAAUUAUAAUAAUAUAAUUUGUGUUGAUAAAUAUAUUGAUACAUUUGAAUCACUUGGUGGUAUAAAUGCACCUAAAAAAAUUAUAUGUAUUGGUAGUGAUGGUGUACGACGUUAUCAAGUUGUUAAAGUUGAUUCUGAUAUUAAAACAGAUGCUGUUAUGCAACAAGCAUUUAAUGUUAUUAAUACAUUAUUUAAAAAAAGUAAAAAUACAAAUAAACGUAAACUUCAUAUACGUACAUAUAAAGUUAUGUUGUUGUCACAAAAAUCUGGUAUUUUACAAUGGUGUGAUAAUACAUUACCAUUGUCAUCAAUAUUAGUUGGUGAUAAAAAUAAUAUUGGCUUGCAUAAAAAAUAUAAUCCAAAAGAUUGGGAUGCAUCUGAAUGUAGACAAAAAAUUGGUGAUGCACGUAAUGAGCCAAACUCAGUUAAAUUAGAAGUAUAUAAAAAUUGUUGUAAAAAUUUUAAGCCAGCAUUUCAGUAUUUUUUUUUGGAAAAAUUUCCAUCACCAGAAACAUGGUUUGAGCGUCGUUUGGCAUAUGUUAGAAGUAUUGCAACAACAAGUAUGGUUGGUUAUAUAUUGGGUAUUGGUGAUCGUCAUGUUAGUAAUAUAUUAAUUGAUGAAAAUACUGCUGAAAUAGUACAUAUUGAUUUUGGUAUUGCAUUUGAACAAGGUAAAGCAUUACCAAUUCCAGAACCAGUACCAUUUCGUUUAACAAGAGAUAUUGAAGCAGCAAUGGGUGUAUCUGGUGUUGAAGGUGUAUUAAGAAGAACAUGUGAAGAAACAAUGACUGUAUUACGUGAUCGUAGAGAAAUGAUUAAUACAUUACUUCAAGUGCUACUUUAUGAUCCACUUUUUACAUGGACUGUAUCACCACAAAAAGCUAAUCAAAUGCAAGGUGGUGGUGGUGGACAACGUAGAGAUGUUGUUGCUGAUAUUAGUGAUGAAGAUACAAAAAAAGAAAAUGAUUUAGCUAAAAAAUCAUUACUAAGAAUGGAACAAAAAUUACUUGGUACUGAAGAAGGUAUUGCAACGAGUAUCAGUGGACAAGUUGAUAGACUUAUUCAACAAGCAAGAAAUCCUGCUAAUUUAGCUGUUAUUUUUAGUGGUUGGCAAGCUCAUUUAUAAUUUUAUUAUUUUAUACAUUUUUUUAUACUUUUAUAAGAAG
Molecule: messenger RNA, 8920 nt
Organism: Aphidius gifuensis
Lineage: Eukaryota; Metazoa; Arthropoda; Insecta; Hymenoptera; Braconidae
Gene: tefu
Product: serine-protein kinase ATM
Exons: 3
Coding region: 268-8880 (2870 amino acids)
Biological process (GO): DNA repair
Molecular function (GO): protein binding; protein serine/threonine kinase activity
Source: RefSeq, a predicted model, not a curated record